Molecule: messenger RNA, 2462 nt
Organism: Cercocebus atys (sooty mangabey)
Lineage: Eukaryota; Metazoa; Chordata; Mammalia; Primates; Cercopithecidae
Gene: GALR2
Product: galanin receptor 2
Exons: 4
Coding region: 1187-2338 (383 amino acids)
Biological process (GO): adenylate cyclase-modulating G protein-coupled receptor signaling pathway; positive regulation of cytosolic calcium ion concentration; neuropeptide signaling pathway
Cellular component (GO): membrane
Molecular function (GO): galanin receptor activity
Source: RefSeq, a predicted model, not a curated record
AAGGGACCCGCCUCUGCCUGCCCUUUCCUCUGAGGCUGACCACGAGAAAGCCAAGCCGGAGGAAGCGCUGAGCAGUCAGCAGACGGUGUCCUAAGUAAGCAGACGGACUUUCUGAGACCGCUUGGGACUGUGGACCCCUGCACUUUGGGGCCAUCAGUCCAAAGAGGGAGAAGUGUUGAUUCAUGGGAAAAUAUGAAUUUUUGCUCUGCACCUUCUACGGUCUGAGACCUGGGAUUCCAAUAUCUGCUCCGUCAUUAGCGGCAGGGAGAUGUUGGUUCACGGAGGACCUUGAUCUUCGUAGAGCUCACUGGUAUAGUAUAUCCUAAGGACACAUAACUGCCUGGAAAGGAGCAGCUGCUUAAUAAAUAUUUGUCGAAUAAAUAAAUGGUGAGCAUCUCAUAAACACAAACUGUUAUCUUCUUCCUGUUCAAUGAGUAGGCAGGCAGGGCAGGAGUGUGAAUAAGGUUUCCUUACCAAGAGGAGGAGGUAAUUGGGCUUCUGAGAGACUUUUUCCUUGGGGGAAAAAAAGAGGAAAAAUAAUAUUCUUGACACUGGGCCCCAGGGACCAGAACAGGGGAAGGUGAGGCAGCUAUGAAGUUGCAGAGACAGAAGGUGGUGAUUUUCAGACCCAGUGAACUGGGAGGCUUAAGUUCUACUUAAAUAGUAAUGAUUCGUUGUCCCAAAUGCUUGUUGCAGAAACAAAUGUUUACAUUUUAUUGCAACCUAAACACCAUCCAGGGAAAUGCUGCUUGUGUGUGGAACUCUACUGUUUUGAAUUUCCUCAAGGUAUACAGAAUAAAGUCAGGAGAAAAAGAAGAAGGAUCUGAGAUCUGAUCUAUUCAGAUUUAACUAACUGGGUUCAGGCCUCUGCCAUACAUCUCAUUCCUUUCUCAGCAGAUCCCUCUGAGAAGGAAGUGUUACCAUUUCCUUGUUACAGCUGAGGAAACUGAGGGACGGCGCCAAAGACAGAGCCUGACACAAUACAUGCUCAAUAUAUUGGAUUGAAUUGGAGGGAAAACGUUCAAUGGCGCACCCCCAUCCCCGCCCCAGAUGCAGCGAGGCUCCCUCCGCCUUCAGCCCGCCAGAGUCGCACUAGGAGUUACAGCGGCCGCAGCCCCGGGACCUUCCCGCUCACGGAGACCCAGACGGCUGCAGGAGCCCAGGCAACCUCGGGGUUGACGGCACCAUGAACGUCUCGGGCUGCCCAGGAGCCGGGAACGCGAGCCAGGUGGGCGGCGGGGGCGGCUGGCACCCCGAGGCGGUCAUCGUGCCCCUGCUCUUCGCGCUCAUCUUCCUCGUGGGCACCGUGGGCAACACGCUGGUGCUGGCGGUGCUGCUGCGCGGCGGCCAGGCGGUCAGCACCACCAACCUGUUCAUUCUCAACCUGGGCGUGGCCGACCUGUGUUUCAUCCUGUGCUGCGUGCCCUUCCAGGCCACCAUCUACACGCUGGACGGCUGGGUGUUCGGCUCGCUGCUGUGCAAGGCUGUGCACUUCCUCAUCUUCCUCACCAUGCACGCCAGCAGCUUCACGCUGGCCGCCGUCUCGCUGGACAGGUAUCUGGCCAUCCGCUACCCGCUGCACUCCCGCGAACUGCGCACGCCUCGAAACGCGCUGGCAGCGAUCGCGCUCAUCUGGGGGCUGUCGCUGCUCUUCUCUGGGCCCUACCUGAGUUACUACCGCCAGUCGCAGCUGGCCAACCUGACCGUGUGCCAUCCCGCGUGGAGCGCCCCUCGCCGCCGCGCCAUGGACCUCUGCACCUUCGUCUUCAGCUACCUGCUUCCGGUGCUGGUUCUCGGCCUGACCUACGCGCGCACCCUGCGCUACCUCUGGCGCGCCGUCGACCCGGUGGCCGCGGGCUCGGGUGCCCGGCGCGCCAAGCGCAAGGUGACACGCAUGAUCCUUAUCGUGGCCGCGCUCUUCUGCCUCUGCUGGAUGCCCCACCACGCGCUCAUCCUCUGCGUGUGGUUCGGCCAUUUCCCGCUCACGCGCGCCACUUACGCGCUUCGCAUCCUCUCGCACCUGGUCUCCUACGCCAACUCCUGCGUGAACCCCAUCGUUUACGCGCUGGUCUCCAAACACUUCCGCAAAGGCUUCCGCAAGAUCUGCGCGGGCCUGCUGGGCCGUGCCCCACGCCGAGCCUCGGGCCGCGUGUGCGCUGCCGCGCCGGGUACCCACAGUGGCAGCGUGCUGGAGCGCGAGUCCACCGACCUGUCGCACGUGAGCGAGGCGGCAGAGGCCCUUCAUCCCUGCCCCAGCGCUUCCCAGCCGUGCGCGCACCCUCGAGCCUGGUCCCGGCCCCGUCUUGGCGGGGCCCAAAGGCAGGCAACAGCAUCCUGACAGUUGAUGUGACCUGAAAGCACUUAGCGGGCACGCUUGGAUGUUACAGAGUUGGAGUCAUUGUUGGGGGACUGUGGGGAGAGCUUUGCCUGUUAAUAAAACGCACAAACCAUUUCACAUGCAG